AUGACUGGUACAGAUUCUGUAUCUCUUAUGGGAGAAUCUUCUAAAUAUCUGGAUCAGGAGGUAUAUGCGGAGGACGAGGGCCUGAUAUCAGGGGAUGAUCUGAUCCCAGAAGACAUCAACUUUGCUCAUUCGCUUUUGAAGAAAAGACGACUCCUGAAAAAGGGAUUAGUAGAACGACAGAGAGCAAAAGAUCCAGCUGGAGUCUUGUUUCGCUACAAGAAGAUUCUUCUUACAUACCAGAGGCUUAAGAAUAUGACUAAGGCCUUUGAAAUCCAUGGGGUAGACCGCAACACUGUGGCUUCUACUACCCCAAUAGCGGAACUCCUCCUAGUGGCCCCUGAAAAACUGGUUGAACGGUUUGGGAAUCCUUAUAAUCUUCUUUUGGAACAAAGUAUCGGCCAGCUGGUCUGUGUGGGUUUGGAGGUUUCUUACAAUUGCUAG
Knipowitschia caucasica is the source of this 441-nucleotide messenger RNA. NCBI's taxonomy places the organism in Eukaryota, Metazoa, Chordata, Actinopteri, Gobiiformes, Gobiidae. The record is from the annotation of a GenBank genome assembly.